ACAAUUAGUGUUUCAAAAAAAAGUUUAAAAUAAUUGUUUCAUUGCUUUCAAAUUCAUUACUAAUUAUUAGUAUAAUAUUUUCACUAAAUUUUGUUCAUCAAAUUAUAUAAUGGCAUCAAUUGAAGCGAUAAGUUUGUCAUCGAUGGUAAACAAUAUGAGAUUAAGAAGCGAUGAUUUCAUGAGAAGACAAUCGUUUGAUCGUUUCGGCGAUGAUUUGUCUCAACUAUUGUUGUCUUAUCUGCCGUUUGAUGACAAACUAAGACUUGAAUCGGUUUCAAAACAAUGGCAUCGAUUGAUACCAUUGACUGUCGAUGAGCUAAUAAUUGACAAAAAGUUUAACGGAAAGUCUGCCAAAACUAUUGAUAAACUAUUGAAGAAGUGGUCAAACAUUUCAUGUAUUAAAGUCUGCUAUAGUUAUCGUUUGUUAACAUAUAAUACACUACUAUUGCCAUCCAUUUGCCGCAACUGUCCAAACCUGAGACACAUUUAUUUGGAUAGUUAUCGCUAUAACCACUACAACAAAGACUUGUAUAGAUCGAUGAAAAUCAAUGAUAUCUUUUUCAUAGUAUUUGGCAAACAAUUGAAGACAAUUCAUAUUAGACAUCGUUAUUGGGAUCAACUGUACGAUCUAAUGGGGUAUAAUCUUCAAUACUGUCGUCCAAAUCUCGUGUCAUUAAAUUGUAGUACAGCUGUGGGUGACAAAUAUAAAUCAGUGCCACAAUUAUUGUCGACUACUACUACUACUAGUAGUGGUAGUAUUGAACCGUCGAUUAUAUUCAAGAAAUUAACAAAACUUGAGAUCAAUAUCAAUGACAAAGUAAUACUUGAUAUCUUCAAUGAUAUUGUUCAACAAUAUGGUCGACAAUUGCUUGGAAUGAUUGUUGAAUUCAAUUAUAUCAAUGUCGUCGACUUAGCCACAGUUAUGUCUGGUUUGUCAUUAAUGACACAAUUAGUGGACUUACAGAUCAAAGUAGCCGACAGUCAAUGUACACAAUUCACUGACCAGUUGUUACCAUCAAUUGGUCGCAAUGGUUGCCGAUUGAAAAGAUUGGCAAUAAUUGAUGUCAACUGUAUUAAGAAGAAGAAAUCUAUCACCAGUUUAUUAAAUAUAAUUUCCAAUAAUUUUAAACAUUUAAAGCGAUUGUCAUUGUAUUCAAGUAUUGAUUUGAUUGAAUCCAUACAACAACAACAAUCAUCAGAUGAUAUCAAUGUAUUCAAACAGUUAACACAUUUGACAAUCAUUAAUAAUUCUCGCAUUCAUUUUAAUAAUUAUUAUUAUUUAAAUCAUAUAUCGAUGACAACCAAUCAGUUUAUCGGUAAUAUUGUCGCUAACUGUCCGCGACUUCAAUACUUGCAAUUCAAAGGUUAUCGCAUCGAUUCACAGACAUUGAAAUUAUUGCAACGAUUAACACAUUUGCGUUCAAUUGACUUAAACAAUGACAUUGAUUUGAAUUCAAUUAAAAAUAUAAUGGCAUCAAUUGAAGCGAUAAGUUUGUCAUCGAUGGUAAACAAUAGGAGUUUAAGAACUGAUGAUUUCACAAAAAGACAAUCAUUUGAUCGUUUCGGCGAUGAUUUGUCACAACUAUUGUUGUCUUAUCUGACAUUUGAUGACAAACUAAUAUUUGAAUCGGUUUGCAAACAAUGGCAUCGAUUGAUACCAUUGACUGUCGAUGAGAUAAUAAAUGACGGAAAAUUCAACGGAAAGUCUACUAUUGAUAGACUGUUGAAGAAGUGGUCAAACAUUUCAUGUAUUAAAGUCUCCAAUAGUUAUCGUUUGUUAUCAUAUAAUACACUACUAUUGCCAUCCAUUUGCCGCAACUGUCCAAACCUGAGACACAUUUAUUUGUAUACUUAUCGCUAUAACAAAAUCAAUGAUAACUUUUUCCAAGUAUUUGGCAAACAAUUGCAAACAAUUCAUAUAAGACAUCGUUAUUGGGAUCAAUUGAAUGAACUAUUAGUUGAUAAUCUUCACUACUGUACAAACMUCGUGUCAUUUAAUUGUAGUACAGCUGAAUAUAUCGACUAUAAAUCAGUGCCACAAUUAUAUCGACAAUUAUUGUCGACUAAUACUACUAGUAGUGGUAAUAUUGAACCGUCGAUGAUAUUAUUCAAGAAAUUAACAAAACUUUAUAUCAUUUUCGAUGACAAUGAAAUGUUUGGUAUUUUCAAUGAUAUUAUCAGACAAUAUGGCCGACAAUUGCUAUAUUUAUGA
Molecule: messenger RNA, 2212 nt
Organism: Oppia nitens
Lineage: Eukaryota; Metazoa; Arthropoda; Arachnida; Sarcoptiformes; Oppiidae
Exons: 3
Coding region: 110-2212 (700 amino acids)
Molecular function (GO): protein binding
Source: RefSeq, a predicted model, not a curated record